AUGAGAGGAUCUGUGUCGCUGGCAGUGUCCAUGGCAUCCCCUGGCUGUCUUCUCAGCAGCGGCAGCGGCAAUGAGAGCCCCCUGGCUCUCCUGAUUUUGCUCCUGCUCCUUCAGCCGGGGCUCAGCAAGGCCCUAGCAGGCACAGAGGGAGGCCUGGACAACCUCGAGCAUCCUGAAACGAGCCCAGAGAAUCCAUCACCUGUCACUUUUCUGCCGUCCUUCGAGAUCAUUGGAUCUGGCGAGAUCUCUUCUCCAGGAUGUGGCAAGUCUGAUGUAAAGAUAGUAGGAGGAGAAGACUCCAGAGAGGGGGAGUGGCCCUGGCAGGUGAGCCUGAGGAUUCGAAAGAAGCACGUCUGUGGAGGCUCCCUCAUCUCCAAUCAGUGGGUGCUGACUGCUGCCCACUGUAUUUUAAGCUAUUUCACCUACAGUGUCAAGAUGGGAGAUCUGAGUAUUUAUAAUGAAGUCAACCAAAGUGUGGUGGUCCCUAUCCAAAACAUAAUUGUCCACCCUGAGUUCACAAGAAUUGGAACCAUUCGGAAUGAUAUUGCCCUUCUCCAUCUCCUCUUCCCUGUGAAUUUCACUGAAACCAUCAAGCCAAUCUGCAUUCCGAAAGAGACUUUUAAGGUGGCAGCUGGGACCAGGUGCUGGGUGACUGGCUGGGGCCAUCAGGGAGAAGGCGGUCUGUCUCCUUUUUCAGAAAUUCUCCAGAAGGUUGACCAGUACGUCAUCCGCUAUGAAAACUGUAACAACAUAAUGAAGCAGAUCAUGUCCCGUUUGACUGAUGUGGUAGUGGAAGGAAUGGUCUGUGGCUAUAAGGCUGGUGGGAAAGAUUCUUGUCAGCUUCAGAGCCCAUGCACUUUCCUCUGCACUAAGCUGCCUCUCUGCAAAGGAGGCGAUUUGAGCCAGGUGCUAGAGGUGACAGGCUCGGAAUUGGUGUUCAUCAUCCAGCAAAAGCAUCUGCGCUGUGAGCAGGGCCUGGCUCAGGGAGACGGUGAAAGAGGAUUUCCGCCAGAACAGAGCGCAAGGCUGGGAGUGGCCACGAGGGGGCGCUACGAGGGGGGAGCCGACUGA
Chrysochloris asiatica (Cape golden mole) is the source of this 1071-nucleotide messenger RNA. RefSeq names its product serine protease 42-like. Bases 1 to 1071 code for a protein of 356 amino acids. The record is from RefSeq and is a predicted model, not a curated record. Gene Ontology annotation, molecular function: serine-type endopeptidase activity. Lineage: Eukaryota; Metazoa; Chordata; Mammalia; Afrosoricida; Chrysochloridae. Gene Ontology annotation, biological process: proteolysis. The transcript has 7 exons.